Cornus florida is the source of this 1363-nucleotide messenger RNA. RefSeq lists its product as uncharacterized. NCBI's taxonomy places the organism in Eukaryota, Viridiplantae, Streptophyta, Magnoliopsida, Cornales, Cornaceae. The transcript has 2 exons. The coding region runs from base 121 to 1062 and encodes 313 amino acids. The record is from RefSeq and is a predicted model, not a curated record.
GGGCCUCCUGCAGCUGGUGGCUCUGCUUCUGCUUCAGGCCCCCCUUCUAUCCCCAGCUUGCCGCCAUGGGCCCCUCGGUACACUCGAACGGAUGGGACGUUCGUGAAACCGAACGAGACCAUGCUGAAGGAUGGCCAGACCGCUAUGGCCUACUACAGGAGCAUGUGGACUCCGAAGGACAUUGAGGCGGCAAAGGGCCUUUCCCAGAAGGACGUGUUCAGUCGCUUUCCCCAAUCUGCUAUGGAGACAUUGUUUGGGAUGAUGGCCAUGCAGAAGCAGGUGGAAAUGGGGAACGCCAGGGCCCGAAAGUAUUCUGACAGCCUGGAGGUGGCUAAUAAAGAGAACGACCUCCUUGCCAUGAAGAAUACCGAGGUGCUGGUUCGGCUUGACAAAGCCGAGCAAGAGAGAGAUGUCCUGAAAAAGGAGAAUGAUUCCCUUCAGGAUGAGAAGGACGCCCUCCAGCUCGAGAAGAGCGUCUGGCAGACUGAGCAGGAAUCACUCAGAGAAGAGAAGGCAGAACUCCAACGUCUUCUAGCUGAUGAACAGUCUGCUCGGAUGGCUUUUGAAAAAAGAGCUCUGGACGAGCGUACCGCUCUGAUCGACGCUAUCAGCAGAGUGGGUGGUGGGAUGCUGGCCCUUCAUGCUCGGUUCUCCAGGGUCGGUGCUCUUCGGUAUGCUCAAGGAUUCCGGGAAGGCUUCGCCGACCGGGUUCCGGAUGAGGGACAGACCAGCUCCACUCCGGAUGAGGUAGACAAGGAUCUGGGGAUCGAGCCUCUGGGGGUCUAUGUCGACCCAGAACCCACCGAAGCGGAGCGUAUAUUUGAUGAGUGCCAGGACAUCGCAUCCUCAAGGAUCAUCACAGCUCCUCCUACCGCUCUGCCACUGACCGCUCCCCAAUCGUCAACCGUGGCUCCCUCUGUAGCCACUGCUGACGCUGAACCCCAGCCGAACGACUCAGUUAUUCACCUGGAUUCCCCACCUCAUGAAGGUGAGGCGGCUGAUGGGGCCGAGGAGGCGAGUCGGCAGGACCAGGAUGCUGUUGGUACUGAGGCGUCUAGCUAGGGCUCCUUCGAAUUCUUCCAGUUCAUAUCUUCUUGUAAUGAUGGACACCUCUCUUUUGUAAACUAAAUGUUCAAUAUUAAUGAAAUGGCCGAACUCUUUUUCUCUAUGUGUUGUGCUCUGUUCAACUUAUCUUCAGUACAUAUAUAUCUUUUCUCUCUUUUUCUUUUUAUAUUAGUUUUGCUGUGUGUUUGUACGGCAAGUGCCUGGCGCUCGGCUAGAAUGCCACUUGCCACUUGGCUUUAAAUUUUUAGCAAGUGUCUGGCGUUCGGCUUAUAGUGCCAGCUGCCACUUAUCUUGCUUA